This is a messenger RNA of Nematolebias whitei (Rio pearlfish), 816 nucleotides long. It is a transcript of the gene rnf182, whose product is annotated as ring finger protein 182. NCBI's taxonomy places the organism in Eukaryota, Metazoa, Chordata, Actinopteri, Cyprinodontiformes, Rivulidae. The transcript has a single exon. The coding region runs from base 1 to 813 and encodes 270 amino acids. The record is from RefSeq and is a predicted model, not a curated record.
AUGAGGAUUGAGCAGCAAAACCCUGAUGAUGUUAGGAGUGACUGUGUCCACUUGGAUAAACUGAGUUCUGAAGACAUGGAGUGUAAGAUCUGCUACUCUGCAUACAAUCUGGGAAGUUGCAGGCCAAAAGUGCUUGAGUGCUGCCACCGUUUGUGCUUGAAGUGCCUCGUCAAGAUCCUGGACCUCCGUGAGUCACCUUCCAAUGUCUUGGUGUGUCCAUUCUGUCGGUAUGUCACCAAACUCCCGAAAGAGGCUGUGAUAAAGCUGCCGGAUGACAGCAAUCUGGUGGCAACACUGGCUCUCCAAAGCAUAAAUCAGAGGAACCUGCACUUCCAUCAGGACUCAACAACCGAGCUGCUCCUCAGCCCCAGACGCCUGAGCUCACUGACGGGUGGCAACGCUUCCCCCAUGUCCUACACGUCUUCUUCCACGCCGUACACCACCAUCCGGAGCUCCCCUAACUUUGUAGUCAUCACUAUUCUGGAGCCUCCACCUGCAUCAACAACCACCCAAGAUGUUCAUGCAUCAAACCAGAGCUCAUCCAGUCUGGAAUCUCUGGCAUCCAUCACACAGAGGUGGACAGUGUGGAACUGCGUGGCCCUGCUGUGCCAGACCUCAGCCCGGGCUCUGGUGUGGGUGCUGGGGCUCCUGUACUUCAGCUCGCUGCCAAUGGGAGUCUACCUGCUCAUCAUGAAGAGGACAACAGCUGGGCUGCUGCUGGUGAGCUUGGUGCCAGCCAGCCUCGUCACGAUCAUGAUCUUUGGGCUCUGCCAGUGUCUUUGUCACGAGCUCUGGCACCACAUGCCAUCAUGAUGA